Penicillium subrubescens is the source of this 2160-nucleotide messenger RNA. RefSeq lists its product as uncharacterized. The transcript has a single exon. Bases 1 to 2160 code for a protein of 719 amino acids. The record is from RefSeq and is a predicted model, not a curated record. NCBI's taxonomy places the organism in Eukaryota, Fungi, Ascomycota, Eurotiomycetes, Eurotiales, Aspergillaceae.
AUGGCACGACUGAAUGAUGAAAAUCUCCCCGAUACGGAGGCUCAUGCCUCCGACCACAUUCUAAGCCCCCAGCCCUUUGCCCCUCCCAGCAAGGAGGUCCUCGCAGCGUCCCUCGAGACAGCCCACUUACCGAGCGACGCCGGAUCGACAACCGAUGACGGCCAAAUGUCGACGCAAAGCUACGAGUACAGUUCAUCUGGUUCUUCGACUCGACAUUCGACAAGUGAUAUAUUUGGACGGGAGAUGGACGAUGAGCUGGAGCAGAUGAAAUCGCGAGCAUCGAGUCGCUCUUCCUUUUCUUCUGUGCCAGCGUCAGUGCUUAUACAUCCUCUCGACCAUAUGAAGCAAAGGUCUACAAUGGGCGUUCACGAACAACUCGCCGCAUACUCGAUCGAAGAAGAUGAAGCAAACUUUGGUGGCUUUGAUAGACCGCCACAAUCGAUUCGGACGAUCCGACAACGAGAGGCUGCAUUUCGAAAACCGAGCUCUGUACGUGCUAUGCAAAUGCAUACGGAGGAUGAGGCGGAUGAGGAUGAAUUCUUGACUCCACCCCGACGUCGGCAGGGCAUGCGAUCACCCGGAACAUCGCCGCUGAAACGAUCGCCAUACUAUUCGCCCAAGACGUCACAAACCAAGCCGAGCGUUAAGAAGGAAUACCCGCUCGUACUACUGCACUGUACAUUACUCGCUCCGUCUCUACCCGUCCCCGGUGCAUCCGAGCUGCAGAAACAGAAGAUUGUCGAGGAGGUGUUGCCACCGCAAUACUGGAAGCGAUGGCGCAGACUCCAAGACAAGGUUGGUUCUGGUGUUCUCCGUGAUCGAGGCGUGUUGAUCUCUCACCCCGAAGAUCUAUACGAUAUCCUGGAGGAACGACUCUUGGAGAGUCUGGAACUACAGCGUCCGCUCGUGCACCGGGGUCAUUUCAUCGGUCACGAAGAAGCUGAUCCUGGUUCCGAGGGCGAAGUCUCAGAUAGGGAGGAGAGCGAGACGGACGGUGAGCAAGGCGAUGAAUGUCCCGAUUGUGGCGGGAGAGUCUUUCAUCAAAGAGACACCAACCGCAAAUGGGAGAUUAGGGUGUACGCGGCGAAUGGACUCAUGCGUGCUGGCGCUUGGGCUGCAGCAUGGAAGGAAAUGGAGAAGGUAGAUGUCGAGGUUGGCGUCUGGCUGCCGUCGGAUAUACGUCGUACCCUGGAGAAACGACUCGCAGAGGAGCAAAUGGCUGUGUCUACGGAACAUGUUCACCCCGCCAUGUCAUUCAACGAUGCAGAGAAGCUGGGCAUGGACCCACGUCGUUUAUCUGUUCAAACACACUCCAGGACGUUCAGUGAUGCUGGCUCUUUCCGGAGUAGCGGACCCCCCAUCCAAUCUCAACUCGAGGAUAAGCAACCGGACUUGCCGCAAGUCAAUCAGGAAUAUGAAAUUGCCCUGCGGACACUCUUGAUCAACUACAUUCGCGUCUUGGCUGGUGACAGACGCAAUGUUGCGCUAGUCUUUAUGAGUAUCCUGGUUAUAUUCCUUGCUGUCGGGUUUCAUCCGCACAACAAACAGCUUCAGGAUGUCUUGCAUUUGUUUACUCAUGAGGAAUUUGCUGAAGCACCUGUGGCGCCGAAGGUGGACGUGAAGAUAGAUGUGCCCGCUUUGUUGGUGACUUCUUCAAGCGCUAGUUUUCUGGAGUGCAUUAUUCCCACUUCGAGCGUGGUUGCUUCGAUGCCAGUAGCCGAAUUGGCUGCCCCGACCCACGUUCAUGAUGAAGUUAUUUCGUCUUCCAAAAUCGCCAACAUCGAAACCCCGAGCUCCGAUCCUGAGCCAACUCCUGAGGCUGAGCCGCUGGAAGAAGUUCUUGAUGAAGAAAUGCUCGAGGAAAAGACGUACGAAGAAGAGGCUCAUGAGGAGGAGACCCACAAGGAGGAGACUCACGAGGAGGAAGCCCACGAGGAAGAGACUUAUGAGGAAGACAAGGAUGAGGAAGACAAGGAUGAGGAAGACAAGGAUGAGGACGAGCUUCGUGAGGAAGAGGUUCCGGUGGAGCUUCAUAAAGAAUCGCAAACGCAGCCCCUCGAGGUUGGUGAAAAGAUCUCCUCCGGCGAAACCGAACCUGUUGAGUCUGUGGCGGAACCUCAUGCCGCUGAACCUGAAGCUCAUUCCGACCUCAAGGAAUAA